Molecule: messenger RNA, 882 nt
Organism: Durio zibethinus
Lineage: Eukaryota; Viridiplantae; Streptophyta; Magnoliopsida; Malvales; Malvaceae
Source: RefSeq, a predicted model, not a curated record
GCUUCUCAUCCACUCUUUUCUUCAACUGUGCAGAGGGAUAUAAAUAGCCUUUAAUCAAACUCCCAGCAUUGCCAGCAUACUCUGAUUAAUUUUGCUAUUCUCCUCACUUCAUUUUCUUCAUUUCUUGUUUUUGCAACCAUGAUUGACUCUACAUUGGAUUUGAUCAGCCAAGCUGUUUCCAACAAUCUUUAUGUUUUCUGUCUCUUCAAUUUGAUCAUCGUCAUGAUCCUCAUGGGUUCAAAGCAUGGUUCCAGCUUGGACCAAGAUUUUGAAAUUCCUCUCUCAGCACCUACAUAUGAUAAGCAAUCAAUCAGCGUAAGUGAACAAGUGAAGAAUGCAAACAGAUUGUGGAGUGCCUAUGAGACAGCUAAGGAUGACAACAAAGGGAACAGAAAUGGUUUUGAUGCCAACAAUACCGAGGAUGCGGAUGAAGAUGAUGAUGAGCUAAGGAGAAGAGUGGAAGAAUUUAUUGCCAAGGUCAACAGAGAAUGGAGAGCAGAAAAGUUAGGGCUGUCUUUUUCAGCUUAGGCGUACAUCUGAAUCAAGGCUGCCAAAGCCUUCUGUUCGAUAUACAUAAAUACUAUGAAAAUUUCCAGUUUUCUUCUGGUGGUCAUGACUGAGUCUUCUUUUUAGUGAUGGGUCAUGGUUAGGAUAAAGCGGUCUUUUGAACUGUUCUUAAUCCUAAUUCAAUCAAAUGAUAAAAUAUCCAGAUUGAUAAUGGGGACUUUGUUAUCUUGAUGCUGUGAGUUGAUGAGCCCUAGAUUUUUUUUCUUUUCUCUUUUGUGGAACAUAAUCUUCUGCGAGCAUUGACGUAGUUAGGUUGUCCUUAGGAGUUACUAGUAAGUUUUUUUUUAUAUAUAUAUAAUUUAAAGGCAAAGAAUA